Messenger RNA from Lactuca saligna, 765 nucleotides. The record is from the annotation of a GenBank genome assembly. Lineage: Eukaryota; Viridiplantae; Streptophyta; Magnoliopsida; Asterales; Asteraceae.
AUGGGUGGACAUAGCGGUGAUGCUAUGGAUUGGACCGAAGAAUGUGAAAAGUAUUUGUUAGAUAUAUUACACGAAAGAGUUAAAAGAGAUCCUAAUGGGGCUCCAAUCUUCAAAGGAACUGAUUGGGUAGAAAUGGAUGAACAAAUUUUUAUGAAAUUUGCUAUAAGAUAUGGCGCUGAGAUGUUGAAAGGAAAAUACCACCGUAUGAGACCUAUGCAUACGAAGUUUAGUGAGUUGAUCAACCAUACAGGUGUCACAUGGGAUGCUGCAUCAGGAAAACGAGAUAAAGUUUUUAAAACAUUCAAGAAAAAGGGUUGCAAGAUCUAUCCAUUGUUGAUUCUUGUGUUCAGUGGUUCUACAGCUUAUGGUGCUUUUCAUAAUGCAUCCACUUGUGCUCCUCAAACAUCAGAAGAAGAGCAUAGAAUUGAGGAUGAGUACCUAGAUGUGGGUAGUGUUGGCGAGAGUGCGUUUGAUGGGAGUAACCGGAAAGGAAAACAUGCAUGGUCAGAUUCAAUGAUUGCUAGAAAGGAAAGGGAUUUAGCAAAAGCAGAGAGAUAUAAGUCAAAGUAUGGAGACACAACAAGCUUGUUUGUAGAGGAAUACUCUGUUGGUGAUUGCAUGGCUACCUUGGAAGCUACAAACGGUGUUAGUUCUAGAUCUUACAACAAGGCAUUAUCGUUCUUUCCUGAUAUUAAUUGGAGAAAAAUGUUCCUAAUGAUGUUUGAGAAUAGGAGGAAAGAUUGGCUUGAUUCUUUGGAUGAGUAG